This is a messenger RNA of Fundulus heteroclitus (mummichog), 1502 nucleotides long. RefSeq names its product developing brain homeobox 1a (gene dbx1a). Bases 150 to 1085 code for a protein of 311 amino acids. The record is from RefSeq and is a predicted model, not a curated record. Lineage: Eukaryota; Metazoa; Chordata; Actinopteri; Cyprinodontiformes; Fundulidae. Gene Ontology annotation, molecular function: DNA binding; DNA-binding transcription factor activity, RNA polymerase II-specific. Gene Ontology annotation, biological process: regulation of transcription by RNA polymerase II; cell differentiation in spinal cord. The transcript is spliced from 4 exons.
CUCAGAGGAGGGCUGAGGGGGGGCAGGUUGCUAUAAAGCUCCUCUCCCCAGAGUGACGAAGCCAGAACAGUUAGCAGCCAUUCACACGACUGAUUCACGGAGUAUUUCUGAUUCCGCACGGUGAUUACUUUUUUCCUAACGCCGGGACCAUGAUGAUCCCAAGUGUCAUCGCGCCUCCCGCCCUGUACCCGGGGCUGUACCGGCCGGCCGCGGCUCUGCCGCCCGCCUUCCCGGCGCACUCCAGCUUCUUGGUGGAGGACUUGCUACGGAUAAGUCGUCCCGCGGCCUUCAUAAACCGAACUGUGCCGUCAGUGAGCGCCUCCCUGCCCGUCGUCACCACCACCGCGUCCUACAACGGAGCCUCCGCGGAGCGCGCAUUGGCUACGGCCGCGGUGACGCGCGAAUCCUGCUCGCCCAAAAUCUCAAAGGACCCAAGUUUCCUCAAGUUUGGCGUGAGGGCAAUCCUGGCUCCGUCACCAAAGGCCGCAUCCUCACCUCCAGCGAUCCACAGUCUCCACUCCAAGACCUUCCCAGUCCCCUGCUUUGACGGAACCUUCCACCCCAUAUUCAGGACACCAUAUUUACCAGCAUCUUCCUCCGUUGUUCCCAUCCCUGGGACCUUUUCAUGGCCCCUGGCCGCCAGAGGAAAACCCCGCCGAGGAAUGCUGAGGAGGGCGGUGUUCUCCGACGUCCAGCGCAAAGCUCUGGAGAAAAUGUUCCAGAAACAGAAGUACAUCAGCAAGCCCGACAGAAAGAAGCUGGCUUCUAAGCUGGGCCUUAAAGACUCUCAGGUGAAAAUCUGGUUUCAGAACCGGCGGAUGAAGUGGAGGAACUCCAAAGAGCGGGAGCUGCUCUCCUCCGGUGGAUGCCGCGAGCAGACCCUGCCCACCAAAUCCAACCCCCACCCGGACCUGAGUGACGUGGGGAAGAAGUCCUCAGCCGAGGACGAGGAGGAAGAAGAGGAGGAAGAGGAGUUUGGAAGAGAGAGAAUGAGUGUGGCAGGAUGCAGCAUUUCCUCCCCCUCUAUGUCCAGCAAGCACUCGGACUUCUCAGAGUCAGACGAUGAAGAAAUAACCGUCUCUUAAUUUAUUUUUGGAAGCAGACAUAAACGUAUAAUCCACGAGUUGUUUUGAUGUGACUGUGAACAGGUCUGUAAGAAGCUGCUGGCGCGAAACAACAACAACAACUCAUCACAUGUUCUUUUUCUGUUUGUUGCAUUAUGCGCACUGGACAGGAUCUGCUUCUCAGAGCGUUUGCUGUUUUUGCACAGCUUUGUUCAACUGUACAGUAUUUUGUACAAUUUGUAUGGAAAUUCUAUGCCAAGAAUACCGAGUUACUUUCUCCCUGCUACUGAAUAGAGUUGUUUAUUGACAAAAAAAAUUUAGCUAUUUCGUUAAUAAUUUAUAUACAUUUGUUUAAGUAUGUUGUAUUAUGUCCUGUAUAUAUGUUCUAUUUCACAACUUUUGUACAAACACCAAAUAAAGCUGCGAAUAAUUAACUGA